GAGGUUGAACUAUGGCGCCUGUUGGUUACUUCGAGCCGGUUGAUAGCCGUGGCGGGGAUUUAUGAGCGCUGGGGGAAGGCCCGUCCUGGCGGUCUGUUCGUUGAUCCUUCUGCAGUUGAGUUGUCCGACAACAUGGGUAUUAUAGGCGUGCAGUUGGUGGUUACUAUGGUAAUGGCCAGCAUCAUACAGAAGAUCACACCUCACUACUCACUUGCCCGCUGGUUGCUUUGUAAUGGAAGCUUGAAAUGGUAUCAGCAUCCUACGGAAGAACAACUUCAGGCCCUUGCUGGAAAGCACCAAAAAGCAAAAUCUAGGAAAGACAGGAAGUACAAUGGGCACAUAGAAAGCAAGCCACUGACUGUUCCUAAGGAUAUUGAUCUGCAUUUGGAAGCAAAGACCAUUACAGAGUUGGAUACACGAGUUCUCCAUUAUUUCCCUGAGUACCAGUGGUUGGUGGAUUUUGCUGCUUCAGCUACACUUGUUUAUAUUAUUACAGAAAUCUACUACAGCCUGACAAACCCUCACAAUGAGAUGAAUAUUAGCAUAGUUUGGUGCUUGCUUGUCCUUGCCUUUGUCUUUAAAGCACUGUUUUCUCUGACAACUCACUACUUCAAAGUGGAAGAAGGUGGGGAGAGGUCAGUCUGCAUCACAUUUGGCUUCUUCUUCUUUGUAAAAGCCAUGGCAAUCCUAAUUGUGACUGAGAACUAUCUGGAGUUUGGACUCGAGACAGGGUUUGCAAACUUUUCGGACAGCGCUUUGCAGUUUCUUGAGAAACAAGGCCUUGAAUCUCAGGGUCCUGUCUCGAAACUGACCUUUAAAAUGUUCCUGGCUGUUGUCUGCGCUUUCAUUGGUGCAUUUUUGACAUUUCCUGGCCUGCGGUUAGCUCAAAUGCAUCUGGAUGCCCUGAAUCUUGCAAAUGAAAGGCUGACACAGACGCUGUUCCAUAUAAACUUCCUGUCACCACUAAUUAUAGUACUCCUCUGGGUGAAGCCAAUUACCAAGGACUAUAUCAUGAAUCCACCACUUGGUAAAGAAAGUAUUCCUUUAAUGUCAGAGACUGCAUACGAUUCAUUAAGAUUGUGGAUUAUUGUCCUGCUUUGUGUUCUCCGACUGGCCUUAAUUCGACAACAUUUGCAAGCAUACCUAAACUUGGCACAGAAGGGUGUAGAGCAGAUGAAAAAGGAGGCAGGGCGAAUCAGCACUAAGGACCUGCAAAAAAUGGUUGCCCGAGUUUUCUACUAUCUUUGUGUGAUUGCACUUCAGUAUGUAGCACCUAUGAUUAUGCUUCUUCAUACAACACUGCUUUUAAAAACCCUGGGUAACCAGUCCUGGGGUGUCAUCUCAGAAGCUUCUUGCGUGUCUCCUACGGAGAUUGCUGAAACCACCAAUGAUGACCACUCAACUACCCUUAUCGCUAAUGAAAAUGAGAAGUUAACAGUUACACAAAUAACAUUAGCGUUGGGUGGCCUGCAAAAUGUUUUCACUCCAUUACUGUUCCGAGGUCUGCUGUCGUUUCUAACAUGGUGGAUUGCAGCUUGCCUGUUUUCCACAAGUCUUUUUGGUCUUUUCUAUCAUCAUUACCUGACAGUGGCAUAAAUUAGCAUAAUAAAGCUGGACUUCAGAAAACUCUUCUAGAUUUGAACCUAAAUCAAAGUCACUUCUUUGGGGUUAGAACAAAAGGGAAACUUUAAAUCAUUUUGGAAACAACAGAUUGUUGAUGCACAGUACAGAUAAACCUGUUCACUUCAAAUGCUUCCUAUGGGCCUCAGGGUGAAUACAUAUCUUAAGUUGAAAACUAAAACUAAAAGCGGAGAUGAUGCCAUUUUCUAAUAUCAUUGGUCAUUUAUCACUAGUCUUUGACAGAACUUUGGGAUUACUGGAGGUUAUCAACGCAAAAAAACUUGCCCUAUUUGGUUGGUAAAUCAGCAGGAUAAAAAUAAUGCGAUAACCGUGAAUAAGAUUAAACUUCGAUCAUCUUAAAUUCCCAUCUUCACUAAUAUAUUUGCAUUUGCUAUGAAAUCAUAGUUUAUCUGAAUUUCAAGUACAGUCAAAAUUUAGCAAAGACAUACAAGGGCAACAGAAUACAUCUCUUGCAAUUAAUUUUACAAAAUUCCGGUCUGGCUAAUGUAAAUUUUAACCAGCAUAACACCAUCUACUUACCUUUCAGUAUUUCUCAAUAUGCAGUAACUGGACCCUGUUUCUUAAUUUCAGAAACAUGGUUACAUAAAUGUAAAUGGGAAAGAUAAUCUUUUCCUUUAAAGUCAUAUAAUCAUUGAGGUCUACAUCACGGCAAAAGGCCCUUUGGCCCAUCGAGCCUGUGCUGGCCAAAAACAAUCACCUAACUGUUCUGAUCCCCUUUUCCAACAGGUUUACCCGUAACCUUGGUUUUGCAAGUGUGCAUCUAAAUACUUCUUGCAUAUUUUGAGGGUUUCUGCUCUACUGCCUUUACAGGCAAUGAGUUCCAGAUUCCCACCACCGUCUGGGUGUAAUAUCUUAUAUACUUAUUCCCUAUAAACCUUCUAUUUCUUACCUUAAAUCUAUGCCCAUAACCAUUGAUCCCUCUACAAAAGAGAAGUUUUUCUUCACUUUCCAAUUGUAUAUGGGCUUCAUUGUAUCCCAUAGGAUUUUUAAAUAUAGCUUGAUGGAUUAACUUUUAAAUGGUUAUAAAUUUUGAACCAAUGAUGGUAAGCAAAUCUAGUUUGAGUAAUAAAAAAUUAUAUUGACAGAUACCUUAGCAAAAACUGAGCCAUAAGUUAAAAUCAGUCAUGUUUAUCGUUCUGUUGGACAAUCCAGCAUUUUUCACUGUGAGGGUGGCAUUCCACUUUGCAGUUGGAAUGUAAGUAUAACUACUGUAUAUUACAGUAAAAGUUAAAUAUUUCAGACUUUUAAGGGAACAAAUUUAUUUGAAUUUGUCAUUAUAGCUGUAAGAAAGUUUGAUUUAUUGUUUGAUAUGCAGUGACUGUUUUCAGAGCUUAUUGCUUUGGUAUUGUCUUAACAAGCCUUGCAGUUCUACAGAACUGAUACUCUGGCUGUGUGAAUACGGGAAGCAUGUGUUUAUACAGCACAUCAACAGUGACUGCAUUAAGUGGAAAGAUGUUCCCCAAUUUUUACAUAACACUGUCAUAUCUAGUGCAUGAGUCAUCAUUUGCUGAUUGUUGAAUUCUUUUGCUUGUUUGAUUUUGCAGCAGCUGAACUUCUCCACGUUAUAGUCUGCUGCUGAAUUCUUAUUUUUCUUUUAGACAAAGUCGAGUUUUAAAUGAAAUCUUUAAAAUCUUUUUUAAAUGCACUAAUACCAAUAAAAAUGUGUUGCAGUCAUGUAAUGCUUUUCAUAUACCAAAGACCACAAAUGAUUGGAUGAUAUUAAGCAAGUAGAAGUCCAUUGAGUAUUCCACGUGAUAAAGACUAGUGUAAUUAAACCAUUCUCCAUUAAGUUAUUUAACAGUGAACUAACAUUUCCAUUGCAAUUUUAACAUUUUAGGGAUGUUGAACAAUGAAAAGCUAUGAUAGAUACCUUUUGAAUCUACACAAAUGACAUUCAAAUAUGUUUUAACAAUCAAGUUGUCUACAAAAGCCAAUGAUUGCAUGAUCCCAUAUUAUGCUGAAAUUCAAUGUUGAUACAAACAAAUUAUAUUUUCUCAUGUACAGUCUAACAACUAAUGUGCCAGUUAGUUUUUCCCUUUAGUUUGUUAUCCUAUUUAACUUGUCUUUAUAUUUGUUGCUAAACAACAUCCUUUCUUAUGGACCAAUUAAAAGCUGAGAAUUCAGGAAACUGUCUAAAUUCAAAUUUAUUAUCUAAUCACUUAUUGAAAUGCUGCGGGUGAUUAAAUAAUCCGCAAACUGUAGAUUUUAAUCCAGUUAACUGUGGACAGGCAAAGAAGGAAUUAAUUUCAAGCUUCCGAUAAUGCUAUUGGAUUCCGUCAUUUUAAAGUACAGAUUGUUAUAGCAUCUUUGAACAAUUCUGAUUUAAACAUUAUAAUCUGGUCAAAAAGUGAAACAUUACUUUUAUCCAUCUUUUUCUAAUGUAAGUCUUUUGAUACAUCACUGAUCACAAUAUCAGUCUGUUUUAAACAAUGCAGCCUUUUGAAUGGCAAGUUCAAUUUUACAUCUAAUUUUUUUGUAUACGAAACAUAUUUACGGCGGAUGCAAAAAGAAAUAAUUAAAAUCAUCAGGCAGGUAAUGCUGAACUUCUGUUUGCAGAAAAGUGCCAAAAAAUCAGAGCAUGAGCUCAUCUGACUGUUUGAGUCCUGGUUGCUUGUUACACUUCAGAUUAGGUUGUAAUAACUGUUGCAUGAAUGUGAUUCUUUCAUUUUGCUAGUUGACUAGGCCGACACCAAAAACUUGAUUGAAUCCCCAUUCUGACUCGGGUAACUAUGGACUUUCCUUCUUCCUCCUUACCUAUAGGGGAAAAUAACAGUCCGGUCACUUUACUUGGAUUUAACAAAUAACUCUAAAAAACUGCUUUUGGGCAGAUAGAUGAGAAGAAAAUUGCUAAUUUUCUUUACAAUUCUCUUCCUAAGCAAAUAAAAUUGUCCAUUUCAUAUUUUUUUUUAUUCUAAUGACAUCUUAGUCCAUGAAUGUAACAGUUUUAUUGACCUCAUAAGUUUGAGGGAAGUAUGGCCAUGCUAAUGGAAUAGUUGUCACAUUUGAAGUCAAAAUUAAUUGAUUUUAUAAUUUGUUCUUGCAAACUGAUCUCUAUAAUCAAAACUGUGUAGUUAUUUAUCAGAGAUAACAAAGUGUGGAGCUGGAUGAACACAGCAGGCCAAGCAGCAUCUCAGGAGCACAAAAGCUGACGUUUCGGGCCUAGACCCUUCAUCGGAGAGCUUAUUUAUCAGUUUCUGUUCCACAUUAUAAUACAAAAAGACAUAAGUAAUAGCAAAGAUAACCAAGUGUAGAGCUGGAUGAA
Messenger RNA from Stegostoma tigrinum, 4903 nucleotides. RefSeq names its product transmembrane protein 161B (gene tmem161b). Lineage: Eukaryota; Metazoa; Chordata; Chondrichthyes; Orectolobiformes; Stegostomatidae. The transcript has 12 exons. The record is from RefSeq and is a predicted model, not a curated record. The coding region runs from base 133 to 1596 and encodes 487 amino acids.